Lagenorhynchus albirostris (white-beaked dolphin) is the source of this 3049-nucleotide messenger RNA. It is a transcript of the gene PRKG1, whose product is annotated as protein kinase cGMP-dependent 1. The coding region runs from base 109 to 2169 and encodes 686 amino acids. Lineage: Eukaryota; Metazoa; Chordata; Mammalia; Artiodactyla; Delphinidae. The record is from RefSeq and is a predicted model, not a curated record. Gene Ontology annotation, molecular function: ATP binding; cGMP-dependent protein kinase activity. The transcript is spliced from 18 exons. Gene Ontology annotation, biological process: protein phosphorylation.
UCGCACUCGGGAGGCAGCAGCGACUUUGGGGAAAGUUGAUCGGAGAGGGGAGGACGCCCCAAGACGCGGAGCAGCGGCAGGAAGGAGCCCCCGGCAGCCCCGAGGAGCAUGGGCACCCUGCGGGAUUUACAGUACGCGCUCCAGGAGAAGAUCGAGGAGCUGAGGCAGCGGGAUGCUCUCAUCGACGAGCUGGAGCUGGAGUUGGAUCAGAAGGACGAACUGAUCCAGAAGCUGCAGAACGAGCUGGACAAGUACCGCUCGGUGAUCCGGCCGGCUACCCAGCAGGCGCAGAAGCAGAGCGCGAGCACCUUGCAAGGCGAGCCGCGCACCAAACGGCAGGCGAUCUCCGCUGAGCCCACCGCUUUCGACAUCCAGGAUCUCAGCCUUGUGACUCUGCCCUUCUACCCCAAGAGUCCACAGUCCAAGGAUCUUAUAAAGGAAGCCAUCCUUGACAACGACUUUAUGAAGAACUUGGAGCUGUCACAGAUCCAAGAGAUUGUGGACUGUAUGUACCCAGUGGAGUACGGCAAAGACAGCUGCAUCAUCAAAGAAGGAGAUGUGGGGUCGCUGGUGUAUGUCAUGGAAGAUGGUAAGGUUGAAGUUACAAAAGAAGGUGUGAAGCUGUGCACCAUGGGUCCAGGAAAAGUAUUCGGGGAGUUGGCUAUUCUUUACAACUGUACCCGGACGGCGACCGUCAAGACUCUUGUAAAUGUGAAACUCUGGGCCAUUGAUCGACAAUGUUUUCAAACAAUAAUGAUGAGGACAGGACUCAUCAAGCAUACCGAGUAUAUGGAAUUUUUAAGAAGUGUGCCAACAUUCCAGAGCCUUCCUGAAGAGAUACUCAGUAAGCUUGCUGACGUCCUUGAAGAGACCCACUAUGAAAACGGGGAAUAUAUCAUCAGGCAAGGUGCAAGAGGGGACACCUUCUUUAUCAUCAGCAAAGGAAAGGUAAAUGUCACUCGUGAAGACUCUCCAAGUGAAGACCCAGUCUUUCUUAGAACCUUAGGAAAAGGAGAUUGGUUUGGAGAGAAAGCCUUGCAGGGGGAAGAUGUCAGAACAGCAAACGUAAUUGCUGCAGAAGCUGUAACCUGCCUUGUGAUCGACAGAGACUCUUUCAAGCAUUUGAUUGGAGGACUGGAUGAUGUUUCUAAUAAAGCAUAUGAAGAUGCAGAAGCUAAAGCAAAAUAUGAAGCUGAAGCUGCUUUCUUCGCCAACCUGAAGCUGUCUGAUUUCAACAUCAUUGACACCCUUGGAGUUGGAGGUUUCGGACGAGUAGAACUGGUCCAAUUGAAAAGUGAAGAAUCCAAAACCUUUGCAAUGAAAAUUCUCAAGAAACGCCACAUCGUGGAUACGAGACAGCAGGAGCACAUCCGCUCGGAGAAGCAGAUCAUGCAGGGGGCUCAUUCCGAUUUCAUAGUGAGAUUAUACAGAACAUUUAAGGACAGCAAAUAUUUGUAUAUGUUGAUGGAAGCUUGCCUAGGCGGAGAGCUCUGGACCAUUCUCAGGGAUCGAGGUUCAUUUGAAGAUUCUACAACCAGAUUUUACACAGCAUGUGUGGUAGAAGCUUUUGCCUAUCUGCAUUCCAAAGGAAUCAUUUACAGGGACCUCAAGCCAGAAAAUCUCAUCCUAGACCACCGAGGUUACGCCAAAUUGGUUGAUUUUGGCUUCGCAAAGAAAAUAGGAUUUGGAAAGAAAACAUGGACUUUUUGUGGGACUCCAGAGUAUGUAGCCCCAGAGAUCAUCCUGAACAAAGGCCAUGACAUUUCAGCCGACUAUUGGUCACUGGGAAUCCUAAUGUAUGAACUUCUGACUGGCAGCCCACCUUUCUCAGGCCCAGAUCCUAUGAAAACCUAUAACAUCAUAUUGAGGGGGAUUGACAUGAUAGAAUUUCCAAAGAAGAUUGCCAAAAAUGCUGCUAAUUUAAUUAAAAAACUAUGCAGGGAUAAUCCAUCAGAAAGAUUAGGGAAUUUGAAAAAUGGAGUGAAAGACAUUCAAAAGCACAAAUGGUUUGAGGGCUUUAAUUGGGAAGGCUUAAGAAAAGGCACCUUGACACCUCCUAUAAUACCAAGUGUCGCAUCACCCACAGACACAAGCAAUUUUGACAGUUUCCCUGAGGACAAUGACGAACCACCACCUGACGACAACUCAGGAUGGGACGUAGACUUCUAAUGUAUUUCUCUUACCUGCUUCUGCCUUGCUGAAGACAGCUUUUUCUGAGACACAGCUGCCAGCAAACCUGAAAGAAAGAGAGAAGAUUAGUGCUCGGGGUCACCAUGAUGCCUUUGAUCGAUGCUGCUCCAGUAACUACAGUGGCAUUAGGACUUAUUGCUUAGAUGACAAUAGUGCUCUUUACAUGUUUUCUGUUUGAACCUAAAAAUAGCAGUUGACAUGGUGGUCCUGAAGCAAAGCCUUUCACCAGUAAAGAAAUGUUUUCUGUUGUUGCAAUGACCUUGCUUUGCUCUGAUUAUAAUUUGAAAGACUGUAAGAAACACUUCAAAGAGAGUCAGUACCUUGCUAGAAUUAUCAAGAAGAUCAAAAAAUAAUAUAUUGGGUACGAUAGAUUAGAUUACUGUGGUACAAAAACUGGACUCUUCCCUUUCUUCAAGUGAGGGUUGUAGACUCUGUUACUGCAAGCUGGUGUAAAUACCGUAUACAAGAGGACCACACAUCUGCUGGUCACAGAGUUCAUGUCAAACCAGUGCUAGAAGUUUCAUGAUUUUCUUUCCCAGCAGUGCUGAUGACGAGACUGAAUGUUACCUUUCCUUUCUGACAGAUUUUAAAAACUGAUAUGAUCAAAGCACAACUGCUAUGGAGUCUGCAGAGAAGUCUCAUAGCAGGUACAUAUGUGUUUUCACAGAGGACUGAAGAACACAACAUGCAUGAUAUUUGUUUCUUUUUGAUAAAUUGGCAUGACAGAGUGGGACAAAAGCAAUUCACAAACCAUUUCAUAUUUUUUUAAAUAGCGUGCUUAAAGAUGGUCCUGGAAAUAAAUGACUAGCAGCCAACUGGUUUUUAUUUAUCUCACACACCCUCAAACUGAGGCUUAAAA